AUGUCUAAAGGGAAUAAAGAUAAGAAAGAUGAGCCUUGGGAGCUUUCAUAUGCCAGAGAUGGGGUUGAGUUUAAUGGUGAUGAUUUAGAAGGACUGCUGGAACAUGGUUCAGACGGGAGACGAAGAUUAUCGAACGAUAAUCUAGUCUCUUCGCAUUUAAAUCAGUGGAAUUACAAUCAUAACCGGGGGGCGUUGAUGCAAGGGAUUGAAGAGGCUCAAGGUUUGGUUACUGAUUUGGUUAAUGAAAAUGGAGAGCGUCCCAUGCAUAUUCCGGAGAGUGAUCUGCAAAUAUUACAGGUUAGUUUGAAGUUGGAUGGGAACUGGCAAAAUAACUUUUCUUUAGAUAAGGAGGCUUUGGCACAUGUUUUUAAUAGUCAAGCAAAGUCUGCUUCAAAGCAUUUGGGGAAUUUGUUGGUUCGUGUCCAAGAUACAUCUUCAAAAGUAUUCAUUACUGGAGACUUGAAUGCGGGAAAGUCAACGUUAUGCAAUGCGCUGUUGCGGAAACAGCUUCUCCCGGAGGACCAACUUCCAUGUACCAAUGUUUUCUGUGAAAUCCUGGAGGCACGUGAGAACGACAACAUUGAACAAGUGCAUGCGAUUUCAUUAUCCGUUGCUGCUAGUGUGAAGGAAGCCUACGAUGUGUAUGACAUCCAAGACCGUUCGACUUAUGAAGUGUUUCCUCUAGAGGAACUAAGCAGUCUGGUUCAUAAGAACUCCGAGUAUUCACUUUUGAAAAUUUAUAUCAAGGAUGAUCAGCGCCCUGCAGAAACUAGCUUGUUGAGAAAUGGCACGGCGGAUAUUGCUUUGAUCGAUUCCCCGGGGCUAAACAUGGACUCAGUGCAAACUACCCAAGUCAUGUCUCGUCAAGAGGAGAUUGACUUGGUGAUCUUCGUGGUAAACGCUGAAAAUCAGCUCACACUUUCGGGUAAAGAAUUCAUCUCGAUCGCUUCUAAGGAAAAGAAGCUUAUGUUUUUUGUUGUGAACAAGUUCGAUCAAAUUAAAGACAAACAGCGUUGUAAGAAACUCAUCUUAGAUCAAAUAAAAGAGAUUUCUCCGGAGACGUUCAAGAAAUCUGCAGAGUUCGUACACUUUGUUUCCAGUGAAGGAGUAAUCCCUAAUGACACCCAUGAAGAGGGCGGUAGCGGACCUGGAGGCGACCCAGAUUACGAUAACCUUGUCCCACCUGAUCCUCAUUUUGAAAGCUUGGAAAACAGUUUACGCAACUUUAUCUUAAAGAAAAGGUCACUAUCCAAGUUGUUGCCUGCAAAAACAUACUUGAUGAAAUUGCUAUACGACGUGGAAAGAAUUUCUGCCUGGAACGUACAUGUAUACAAGGAUGAAGAAAGUCAGUUGAAUAUAGAACUAAAUGAGUUGGCCCCACUGAUCCAAGGAACUAAGACGCAUUGUAUCAAGUUAACUGAAUCCGUUGACAAAAAGACAGAAGAUUCCGUCACUGAUGUGUACGAGUCUACUAGGCAUCGUAUUCUUGCUUCAUUGGAAUUAUUACCGUCAGAUUUCCCAGCAUACGAUGGACUUUCGAACAUACAUGACUACAUCUUCCGUACAAGGCAGUUUAUUAUCGAACGGAUCAAAUCGAGUGUUGUUACUAGUGAACUAGAUGCCAGGAAUAAAACAACUGAGGUCGUCGAUGAUAUCAAUAAAAUGGCAAAAAAUGCUCUUGGCGAUGAUUUCAUGUCGAACAGAGUGUUUAAGAGCGACUUAAUGUUUACUAGAAGGAAACACUCACUAGGAAAACAAUUAACUGUUCCAUUCAACAUGCUGGACUUAUUCGCUCCUUCAUGGGAAGGUUUUGUGUUGUACGUCACUUGCGGAUUUAGUAUAAGGCCAAAACAAGAAACGCUUAAAUCUUCUGACUCAAAUUCAGUUGUAACUACACUAGGCUUAACAAACUACUCCAUAAGCAAAUACUGGACAAACCCAUCAUUAAUAUUUACGUCCAAGAUCCCAACCUUGGCAAUUUAUUCAUAUGGAGGUGUAAAAGUGGUUACAAAUUUCCUCCUCUAUGGCACAAGAUUCUUUACUUGGCAGUCGUUCAAAAAGUUAUCAACCUCAUUCGUACUCAUUGGUUCUGUGCUUGGAAUUGCAUACCUCAUAAGCGACCUACCUAGAGCUUUACCAAUGAACUUGUCAAAAAAUUACAAGAAAAAGCUCCAGGACUUAAACUACAUCCACUCUAACGCAGAUAGGAUAUCUAAGGAAGUCCGUGAAGUGUUAAAAAUCCCUACCCGUGAAAUCGUAAAGUCUUGUGAAUUGGUUCUGGAUCGUAAACAGGCUCAAAAGAAAACGUUAGAGAGCAAAAUGCAGAACAACGCUCUAAGUAUUAACUUUUUCCAACGUCUAGCAGAAAGGGCUUCUAAACACAGGCAACUCAUUGAAGAGAUUAAUUUGGAUGUGGACUAG
Molecule: messenger RNA, 2421 nt
Organism: Eremothecium cymbalariae DBVPG#7215
Lineage: Eukaryota; Fungi; Ascomycota; Saccharomycetes; Saccharomycetales; Saccharomycetaceae
Gene: FZO1
Product: mitofusin
Exons: 1
Coding region: 1-2421 (806 amino acids)
Biological process (GO): mitochondrial fusion
Cellular component (GO): mitochondrial outer membrane
Molecular function (GO): GTPase activity; GTP binding
Source: RefSeq, a predicted model, not a curated record